ACAGCAGUUACAGUGAGAGCUACAGAAGCUCGCAGUAAAUCCAUCAACAGGAGAGCAACCACCUCAUAAAAAACGAUUGAUUUUUGUACUUCAGAUUCAGAUAGUGCCAGAAAUAAGAACUGCCACGUAAAGCAUUCAUUCUAUUGCCACGUAGCACAUGCAUGUUUCCCAUUUGUAAACGCAGAACUCAUGCAACCCACCACGUGCCACGCCACAUCCCCGUCAUCACAUGAUCACAUCUAUAUAUCGUCCCCUCCUGCAGCACUGACUCUUUGUAUCACUGAUCACUAUGGCUGAUCAAUCAAGACACGUCACCCUGAAGCUCCAGGACCACGACCAGUCAGCAGCCCAACCAUCCUCCCUUCGCCUGACUGGCAAGUUCUUGACAGCAGGCGCAGCUGGUACAACCCUUUUAGUCCUGUCCGGGUUAACGUUAACAGGGACAGUGAUGGCCCUGAUCAUGGCCACACCAGUGCUGGUGGUGUUUAGUCCAAUCCUAGUCCCAGCUGGGAUAGUCGUGUUCCUGACAGCAGCCGGCCUUGUUUUCUCUGGCGGGUGCGGCGUGGCGGCAGUAACAACGUUGACAUUGAUGUACAAGUACAUAUCUAGCUAUGUGGCUACAAAGAAAAGAGCUUACUCGUAUGGGCAGUACUUCUGCCCUUUUUGAAUUUCAGGGUGGGUUUAUGUAUCGAGAAAAUAAAAUAUCCUGUUGGUUUGGUGUUUUAGCUUUUUGUUGAUGAAAAUAAAAACUCGUUUGAUUUCUGCUUUUCAUAGCCCUGCUAUGUACGCAUGUCUUGGGUUCAUUUGCAAGUUGAUGGUCAAUUCCCAGAGAAGUU
Molecule: messenger RNA, 836 nt
Organism: Prunus mume (Japanese apricot)
Lineage: Eukaryota; Viridiplantae; Streptophyta; Magnoliopsida; Rosales; Rosaceae
Product: oleosin Ara h 15.0101-like
Biological process (GO): lipid storage
Cellular component (GO): membrane; monolayer-surrounded lipid storage body
Source: RefSeq, a predicted model, not a curated record